Cyprinodon tularosa is the source of this 1176-nucleotide messenger RNA. RefSeq lists its product as uncharacterized. The transcript is spliced from 2 exons. Lineage: Eukaryota; Metazoa; Chordata; Actinopteri; Cyprinodontiformes; Cyprinodontidae. The coding region runs from base 121 to 972 and encodes 283 amino acids. The record is from RefSeq and is a predicted model, not a curated record.
UACUUACUCACAUAGAUAUAGCAACUUGCAUGCUGAAUAAUCCAUAGAUAUAAGAGAUAAUAUGCCUUCAGAUGAUGCCUAAAUUUGCCAUACUAUGUCCCCACAGGUAGAUUAUUGAACAUGGCAGAGGCUAGUUAUGAUGAAUAUGAAGAAAACCAAAUGAAUUUACGAGCUGCACUGGCGUCGUUAGGCCCAUCACUAGGGGUAGGAUGCCCAUAUCUUCCUCCCAGGCACCUACUAGAUCCUGCAGAGGGGCCAAGCAGUGCACCUUCGGGUUGGAGCAAACCUAUGAUGACACCCAGCAGGCAGCCUGAUGAUCAACCACCAUUACCUACUGGGAAGCCACUGUCCAUCUCGUCAUCACCGGGGAACCUCAGUAUCGAUUUCGGCCCAACCAGCACCCCUGCCAGUCCUGAGAAUUCCGAGGAUCGACGACCACCGUCACCCCACCAAUAUAAUUAUCCACCACCACCCAUUCCAGGCGUACUGGCUAUGUUCGUGGUCAUAGCAGAUGACAUAAAGCUUGAUCUUGCCGAAGCUCAUCAUGUUGCAAAGUUCUUGGCUCAUCCGCUGGAGUCCUAUGAUACCAACGCUGACCUUAAGCCUGAAAUCACCUCUAUGACCACAUCAGUUUAUGCCCAAUUCAUGAAGGGUCUGGCGCACCCCGAGCCACGUCGGUCCUUUGAACGGAUGCGCCGCACCAUGUACAAACGCAAAGUAAAGGCUGGGAAUCGGCAGCUGACCCGAGACAAUCUGGAACUGAGGCAGCAACUUCGGGAUGCACAGCAGACCAUUAUCAACUUACAAGAGCAGGUGGUGCAACUUCGAGAUGCACAGCAGACCAUUAUCGACCUACAAGAGCAAGUGAUGCAGCUGACCGCUGAUCUGCAGCAUAUGGCUCCCUAUACCCAGGGGGGCCCGAACGGAGGGCAGAAUUAUGGACAGAAUUAUGGAGGCUAUUAUUAUUAUUAAUAUAUCAACUUCAACGCCAUAACUGGAUAUAAGGACAAUGCUGAUUAUUGAUGAUUAUGCAUACCUUUGUUAAACAUAUUGUAUACUUUAUGUGACAGUACAAUUACUGUGCAGGAGAGUGCCAUAUGGUUACUCCUAUGUUGGUUGUAAUGACGGUCCUUUGACCAUUAGAAGAUGUGUUUGCCUGGCAUAGUCCGGGCCUGA